AGAUAAAUAAAAAUAAAAAAAAGGAUCUUGAGAAAUUAAAGUCGUUGAAAGAUCAUCUUCUAUUCUUCAAACUCCUUGAAAACUGCAGCCCGACAACGAGUAAAAACCCACAGAUCUUGCUACUGCAGUUCUGGUAAUAAAAGCCCAGAAGAAGUAGAAGAGAGAAAAAUAAUAUAAGCUGCGAAAAAGAUGAGUAAAAUCACAAGUCUCAGCUGUAUCCGCUUCUUCACAUGCCUUUUCUCUUCAUUCUCCCUUCUCUUAAUUACAGGAUUAGCGGACACCUCAUCGACAUCGAACAAUGAGAAAGGUAGUACGAAAUCAUCCGAAGGAAGUGGUUCCACUUGGCUGAAAUUCAUCAUAAUAUUCUUUGGGCUUUUGGCAGUCGGGGCAUUUUCGGUAUUCUUGUUUAAGCUGUGGCAAAGAAAGAAAAGAGAGGAGCAGCACGCGCGUCUUUUGAAGCUGUUUGAACAAGACGAUGAACUCGAGGUCGAACUUGGUAUUCGGGAUUAGAAGAUAAGUGUGCUUUGCCACUAUUACUUAACACUCCGUAAUUGCUUGAUUCGGGAUUCGUGUCUUGUUUGUAUUGAGGUUGUUUGCAAAGAAUUACCUUGUUUUUAUCGUCUUUCGUUUCGAUACGUAUGCAGUAGCGAUUUGUCAGCCACCGUUCGGAUUGAACUGUUAAAAAAAUUGUGUUAUUUUGAAUUGCUAAAGAUUCUCAUA
Molecule: messenger RNA, 720 nt
Organism: Erythranthe guttata (spotted monkey flower)
Lineage: Eukaryota; Viridiplantae; Streptophyta; Magnoliopsida; Lamiales; Phrymaceae
Source: RefSeq, a predicted model, not a curated record